UUCCCAUUUAACCUUGAAGUCUAUUUUAACUUCGAUAUCUUAAUUCCAAUCUCUGUGUUGGUUCAGCACGUCGCAUAACACCGUUCCUACACGUUACCUUUCAAUGAUCUGGCUGCUUACUGAGUCUCACAAGACUGCCAAAGAUUUGAAUUCUUGUUCAUGAAAAUGAGUAUAAAUUGUGAGCAAGAUAAAGUCGAGGUUAAUGAAGAUAAUUAUUCUCGGCCCAAUAUUGAUCAAGGAAGGGAUCCUCAACUUCAAACUUCCAGUAUUCUGAGUAGCUACUUCACUGAGGAGUCAACAUCGGAAGAUCCGUUCGGUCCUGUUUGUGACUCCAGUCCUACUGAGUUGAUAAAGGAGUCGGAAUCAAUUGACAAUCCUGAUAUAUCAAAAAAGUAUACUGAGUUAGAGCCUCAACAAGAUGCUAGUAGUUUGAAUCGUUUAAGACAACGUGAUGCUUGGUUACCGUCUGAAUCAACUCAAAAAGUAUUACUUAAUCCAACUUCUGGAAAUAAAUCACUUGAAAUCAGACCUAUUCUUAUGGGAAAAGAUUAUGAAUUUGGUGGUACGAGUAACAAUUUUGCAUUUGAUCCAUUUCAUUAUUUAUUGGCUCAGUAUACGGGUGAUGAACCAUAUGUUGUGAAUGCUAUCCGACAAUCUCCAUCUAUUGACUUGAAAAAUCAAAGCGUUGAUGAACUUAAAAAAUUAAUUACCAAUGGAUGGUAUACUUGUGCACUGAAUCUUACCUAUCGUAUUCUUUCAACUUCAGGUUUUAUUGAAGGUGAAACUGAAGCUGUUUUAACUCCAUAUACUGCUCAGAUCUGGUUAAGUCGGCUGGCCUUAUUAAUUCGUACACAAAAUUACGAGUUAGCUGAACGUGAAUUUGCUACUUUUCAUAAUAUGGAUGCACCAAAUUUUUAUUUUGAAUAUUUCCCUCAACGAUAUCCUGGACGAACAGGUUCGAUUAUUCCAUUUUCACUAAGAUUAUUACAUGCUGAAUUACCAUUUCAUUUAAAUCGUACAAAUGAGGCAUUAGAUCGUUUAUAUUAUUUAUUAGCUAUUAUAAAUCGUAUUCGAAGUAAUUUAGAAAAAGGUUUUAAAGAGGAUGGUUCAAUAGGUGAAUCAGAUCCGGUUUAUCAACAAGAUUCAUUAAAUUUAUGGACUGCACGUAAAAUUCGUGUACUUUCCAGUUGUUUGUCAAUAUUUCUACAUAAAUUAGAUUAUCAAUCAGCAGUGACUAUUGUUAAGCAAUUAAUACAUUUAUGCAAUAAUAAUAAUAAUAAUAAUAAUAAUAAUAAUAAUAAUAAUAAUAAUAAUAAUAAUAAUAGUAAUAAUCAAGUUGUGCUUAAAGGCUUCUAUAGUCUACUUGGUCGUAUACAUUUACAAUUUGGUAAUUUACAAAUGGCUAAAACACUUUUCGACAAAUCACUGCCUACUACAAACAGUCCAUUGGAUAAUAAACCUCAAUUAUUAAUACGUAAUAAUUUUCAGAAUGCUUUGUUAUCAAUCGGUAAAGGGGAAUAUGAAGAAGCGAAAAAGUUCUUACAAACAGUAUUACAAUUAGAUCCUACAAAUGUAGCGGCCGCGAAUAAUUUAGCUAUUUGUGAUUUAUAUCUUGGACGAUUAUCAAAAUCCAUUGGUGCUUUGGAAGAGUUAACAACACGUGGACUAACUACUACUACUCAUCAAUCAUUGAAUACUUUAGACGAUAAUUCUACUACUAGUACUACCACUGCUACUACAUCUCACCACCACAUGUUCUACAAUACAAUACAAUCUCGUCGAUUUUGCUUACACGAUGUAAUGAUUUCCAAUUUAUCUGUUCUAUAUGAAGUGGAAUCAGAUUUGGCUACAUUGAAAAAAGUGAAUUUAUUAAAAGAAUUAAUUAAUAAAAUGUCUGGUGAACCAGUGCAUAUAUCAUCGUUUAAAUUGGCAAUGAAAUGAAAAUAUGCAGAAAGUUAAAAGGCAAAUAAAUAUUGGUGAUAAUUGUAAAUUUCUCUAACUUAUAACAUUCACUGUAUUUUUAUUUAUUGAUUAAUAUGAUAAGAAAAUGUUUUUU
Schistosoma turkestanicum is the source of this 2056-nucleotide messenger RNA. The record is from the annotation of a GenBank genome assembly. NCBI's taxonomy places the organism in Eukaryota, Metazoa, Platyhelminthes, Trematoda, Strigeidida, Schistosomatidae.